CACUGGGGCGGAGGAGGUGGCAGCUGCCACGAGGCAGGCUGGACCUUUUGAGGGUUGUGGGUGGUUCCCUAGAGCUUUGUCUCUCCUGCAGCUGAGCUCUCAGCAUGGAGCACAGUGCUGCCUCCAGCCCUGCUACACUGCCGUACUACGUGGCCUUGUCCCAGCUGCUGGGCCUCACAGUGGUGGCUGUGACUGGUGCGUGGCUGGGUCUGUACCGAGGUGGCAUCGCCUGGGAAAGCUCCCUGCAGUUUAAUGUGCACCCGCUCUGCAUGGUCAUAGGCAUGAUCUUCCUGCAAGGGGAUGCUCUGCUGGUGUACCGUGUCUUCAGAAAAGAGGCCAAACGCACGACCAAGGUCCUGCACGGGCUGCUUCAUGUUGUUGCCUUCAUCAUCGCCUUGGUGGGCUUGGUGGCUGUGUUCGACUAUCACAAGAAGAAGGGCUAUGCUGACCUGUACAGCUUGCACAGCUGGUGUGGAAUCUUAGUCUUUGUUCUUUACUUUGUGCAGUGGCUCGUGGGUUUCAGCUUCUUCUUGUUCCCUGGAGCUUCGUUCUCUCUGCGGAGCCGUUACCGCCCCCAGCACAUCUUUUCUGGUGCCACCAUCUUCCUCCUUUCUGUGGGCACAGCCCUCCUGGGCCUGAAGGAGGCACUACUGUUCAAGCUUGGGACCAAGUACAGCACGUUUGAACCUGAGGGGGUCCUGGCCAACGUCCUGGGCCUGCUGCUGAUCUGUUUUGGGGUGGUUGUACUCUACAUCUUGGCUCAAGCUGACUGGAAGCGGCCUUCCCAGGCUGAAGAGCAAGCCCUCUCCAUGGAUUUCAAGACACUGACAGAGGGAGACAGUCCCAGUCCCCAGUGACAGCCUUGGGUGGUCCUCCUGGUUCUGUGGGUUCCUGGAUGUCUUUCUGCUCCUCCCUGCAGAGCCUGAGUCUUUAGGUCCAGGAGUGCGGGGCAGCGGUGUUACUUUAGUGGGGUUCUAGGUUUUGGGGUUGUCCUCUGCUUUCCCUUCCUCGCUCGCAGUUUUUGAUGCAUUCUGUGGCCCAUGUGUAGGCCCUGCCUGUACCCUGCUAUCCAUUCACAUGCAGAAAACUUGGUCAGGGGACCUGGGGUCAAGCCUGGUCCCGUCCCUUAGAGGAGCUAGACUAUAGUUCCACCCACCAGGCAGCAGAUGGCUGGGUCUGGGCCCGAGGGACUGGCGUGGAAAAGCCAAGAUUGCUGCUUGUGUAUUCAACCCAGGAGUCCCAGCAGCUCGGGAAGCACGUGUCCUUGGCAGUAGAGCAAGUGAUAUUAUGCGUAAAGUAUGCUGGUGUUCAGAAUAAGGUUCCCCAGAAGGGUUCAGUCCGGCCCCUGAAGGAGCCCUGCCAUGUGGCUUGGCCCCAGUAUUGGACCUUUCUGUUCUUUAAUCCCUGAGCCUUAAAUAAGCUUUUCUGGGAAGGGGCUAGGUGCUCAGGGUGCAUGUAUGUACCUGCCCUGAUGGAUGAGGGCAGGCUGCUGGCACUGAGGGGCCUCCUGGCCUCCAGCCACCCCGGCAGUUCCUCCUACUACGGGGGGUUGAACCCUGGUUUCCUUCUGUAGGCCAGCCCAGGCAGGCUCUGGGAGGGGAGGCCACACACCUCCUGAGUUUUUAGAGGAGUCCUGCUGUUUGUCUUGCUCUCCAGGGAGCUGCUGGGGUGCCCUGGCUUGGCUGAAGCAACCAUGGAGGCUCACUGUCCUCCCACACCUGGGUCCAUCUUUGCUGGACAACAGGACUGAGUGGAGUAGAGUAGCAGGAUUGGUCUCCUGCGGCAUCUGCACACAGCCUCAACCCCUACUGCCUGUUGUGUUGUUAGCUGAGUCACUGUUUGGCUUGAGUCUAGAAAUAAUGUGAUUACGGCAAUGUCUUGUGCUUCUUGGGCUUGGCAAAUGCUCUCUCCUCUUGGGCUCUAAGGAGCCUCGUGCUUUGUGACAGGAAUGCUUAACUUAACCAGCCUGACAAUUCCUUUAGGUCAACAGGCUGGCCUUCUGCCAGAUUUCUAGUAACUGUGCCAUGGGUCCUGCUUCGGGUGAUGUCUCUUUCCCCAGCUGUGGUGGCGCGCCCCCCAGGAGGGGGGCUGCCCAUCGCCCUGGCCCCCUCUUCCAUCUCUCCAUUUGCAGGGAUGUUGAGGUUUGCCUCCAGUUUCAAUGGCAUAUGCUGCAAGGCUAGGAACCUACCAACCCUUUCAUCAGCGGCACUCUUGUGUAGUCAGAUGUUUACAUGUGGGAGACUGGUCCUUAGACAAACCAAGUUCCAUUGUGAGUCUCCCUUGCCAGACUACACAGAGAAUUAGAACUCAGCCUGUAAACUAGUCUUUUUGCCAAAGUGUAUGAUACAUGACUAAGGACCGAAGAAGGCCCCGAGCAGAUGUGUGUGGUUUCUUCUGUUUGCCUGUGGCCUGCCUCCUGUGACGCAGUGUGUUGUUGGUGCAACAGAUAAAUCAAUAAAUGUCUACAGCAGA
Molecule: messenger RNA, 2472 nt
Organism: Cricetulus griseus (Chinese hamster)
Lineage: Eukaryota; Metazoa; Chordata; Mammalia; Rodentia; Cricetidae
Source: RefSeq, a predicted model, not a curated record